Molecule: messenger RNA, 5247 nt
Organism: Sciurus carolinensis (gray squirrel)
Lineage: Eukaryota; Metazoa; Chordata; Mammalia; Rodentia; Sciuridae
Gene: Ddx11
Product: DEAD/H-box helicase 11
Exons: 34
Coding region: 1628-4564 (978 amino acids)
Biological process (GO): establishment of sister chromatid cohesion; nucleobase-containing compound metabolic process
Cellular component (GO): nucleus
Molecular function (GO): ATP binding; DNA binding; hydrolase activity, acting on acid anhydrides, in phosphorus-containing anhydrides
Source: RefSeq, a predicted model, not a curated record
UCACUCUCACCUGCGGUCCCCUCUCUGACCGCAGGCCUGUGCCUACGCUCCGCGCCUUCGACUAGGCUUGGGCACCGAGUUACCACUGAAGCUCCGAGUCAUCCCGCUCUGGCUCUGAACUGGCGCCCCUUUAGGAAGCACAGUGAGAAUGCGGGACUUGGAACCCGCUCCCAGGCCGGAAGGCGGAGUCGCGCGGCAGGGUCUGGGGGCGGGUCUGGCAGGCGCGGCGUGAUGACGCCAUGGGCGCCCGGCGCGUGGUGGCUGCUCCCGCGGCUGCGGUUGUGGUAGUUGCGAAAGCGGCAGCGGCUCCUACGGCCACCGCAUUCCCGGGGAGCGGACCGCCGAGAUGGCUGCAGCUCGAAGUCGGGCGGACUCUCAUGCCUCCCUCCAGUUCCUGGCGCUGAGGCUUCUGCCUUUCCCGCCCAACUCCUCGCCCCCGGGGCCAGUGCGCAGGGCAGAGAGGACCCAGGAGGGGCGGAGCUGUAGCCUCUAUAUUGCCCAGCCUGGUCUUGAACUCCUGGACUCAAGUGAUCAUCCUGCCUCAGCCUCCUGAGUAGCUGGGACUAUAGAAGCAACACACACGUGAUGGGGAAAACAUAUUGAAGAGGGCAAGAAAGGGAGACUCAAAGAUAAGCAUCUACUCAUCUUCCUAUUCACAUGGCAACUUGAUGAAUUUGACUUCAGGGGGAUCAUUUCAGAUCGUCAGUCUUAUCAUCUUUGAGCAGACUUGGAUGUCUAACGAAUAAAUGAUAAAGCCCUUAGUGGACGGCAAAAAAAGAGAGAGAGAGAGAGAGAGAGAGAGAGAGAGAGAGAGAGAGAGACAUGAGUGUCACGAGAGCGCUGCAUCAAGGAGAUAAGACACCAUCUGGACCAGAACUGGAAACAAGUCAAGAAAAAGGGUAUAUAAACUCCCCUCUCAGACAGUUCCUGGGCUAAGCCCAGAUCUCCUGACGAAUCCAGAAUCCACGUCAUCCAGGUUCGCGAGCCCCAUCACUAUCCAUCCGCCCAGACUGCCGAAACUCCGCUACUCUGGCGGCUUCACGAUCAGCGGAGACCUGCCGGUCCUCGAUUCCCAGACCAUCGGCCCGAGAGAGUUCCGAGACCAGCCAGCAUCUGCUCCCCAGCUAAGAUAACGUCGCAUUCGAGGUCGCCAGAACCGACAAGGCAGAGAGGACUUUGGACUAUUUGAUUGAGGGGGGACAUUACAGAGGACAACUGACUUCUAUUUUUGAGAUUGUGAUAAUCCACAUGUGAACUGUUUCCACACCAACAACUGCUGCAUCACUCAUGACCCAGUCCUAGGUCAAAGUCAGCUGCCUCAAUCCAGGGACUGGUAUUUGAAACAGGAAGGGAGGAGGAGAACAUCUAAAUAUGGACUUAUGUUGGAGGAGGAUCUGGAUGCAAUCUAGGCCUAGCACAGCUUGCUGGUUCUGUUUCUCUGGAGAACACUGUGCUACACAUAAUGUCCUCAUCUUCAAGGUUCAUCAAAGUUUGUAGCAUUGAUCAAGACUCAGCAGAGCGGCGAUUCAAAUUCAGUAACUGGCUUCUCUGGUUCCUCGCCGGCCUUGCCUCGUUGACGUAGCCCUGCUGAGAAGGUCUUAUCAACAGAAGGGGGAGCAGCUUUGGCAUGCCAGUAUUGCGUUGCAGAGGCGUGGAAGAAGGAUGCUGCAGAAAAGGAACCACAAGCAACAGCCUUGAUCCUGGUGAUGCUCGUUUUCAAGAGGAAAGCUGUCAGCCUUCCACAGAGGCAUCAGAAGGAACCAUGACUAAUAGAACUCAGGAAGGCAUCCAUUUCCCUUUUCCCUUCCCACCCUAUCCCAUCCAGAAAGCUUUCAUGACAGAACUGUACCAGGUUUUGGAAGCUGGCAAGAUUGGGAUAUUUGAGAGUCCAACAGGCACAGGAAAGUCCUUAAGUCUCAUUUGUGGGGCCCUCUCCUGGCUCCGUGACUUUGAGCAGAAGAAACGGCAAGAAGAGGCACUUCUCCUGGAACCUGGAGAAGAUCCCUUAGGUAGUGGGAAGGACCGGCCCCCAUUUCCCUCAUCUUCCUGCCAAGACCCCCCUGACCCCCUGAGGCCUGCUGGAGAACCAGACUGGGUCACCCAGUUUGUGCAGAAGAAAGAAGAAAGGGACCUGGUGGAGCGACUGAAGGAGGAGCAGAUCAGGAGGAAGAAGCGGGAAGAGCGCCUGCAGCAGACCCGCCACAAUGCACAGCUCAAGUAUGCAGCCAAGCGCUUGAGACAGGAAGAAGAAGAGACAGAGAGUCUCCUCCGCCUCAGCAAGGAGAUGCUGGCAGCAGGAACAGAGGCAGAGCAACUAGAGCAGCUGGAAUCUGGGGAGGAGGAGCUGGUUCUUGCAGAAUAUGAGAGUGAUGAGGAGAAAAGAACAGCCUGUGGAGUGGAUGAGGACGAGGACGACCUGGAGGAAGAGCAUAUAACUAAGAUUUAUUACUGCAGUCGGACACACUCCCAGCUGGCUCAAUUUGUGCACGAAGUACAGAAGAGUCCCUUUGGCAAGGAAACCCGACUUGUCUCCCUCGGCUCCCGACAGAACCUUUGCGUGAAUGAAGAUGUGAAAAGCCUGGGUUCUGUGCAGCUUAUCAAUGACCGCUGCAUGGAAAUGCAGAGAAGCAAACAGGAGAAGAAAAACAGAACUGAGGAAGACAAGCCAAAGAAGAGGCGGCAGGAGACCCAGGCUGCCUGCCCCUUCUACAACCACGAGCAGAUGCAGUUUCUCCGGGAUGAGAUCCUGGUGGAGGUGAAGGACAUGGAGCAGCUGGUGACCCUUGGGAAGGAGGCUCGGGCCUGCCCUUAUUUUGGGAGCCGGUUUGCUAUCCCUGCAGCCCAGCUAGUGGUGCUGCCCUAUCCAAUGCUACUGCAUGCAGCCACCCGGGAAGCUGCUGGCAUCCGACUGCAGGGCCAGGUGGUCAUCAUUGAUGAGGCACACAACCUGAUUGAUACCAUCACAGGCAUCCACAGCGCAGAGGUCAGCGGUUCCCAGCUCUGCCAGGCCCAUUCCCAGUUGUUCCAGUAUAUGGAAAGAUAUGGGAAGCGUUUGAAGGCCAAGAACCUGAUGUACAUUAAGCAGAUCCUGUAUUUGCUGGAGAAGUUUGUGGCUGUGCUGGGAGGGAACAUUAAGCAAAAUCCCAAUACACAGAGCCUCUCGCAAACAGGGACAGAGCUGAAGACCAUCAAUGACUUCCUCUUUCAGAGCCAGGUGGACAACAUUAACCUGUUCAAGGUGCAACGGUACUGCGAGAAGAGCAUGGUCAGCAGGAAGCUCUUUGGCUUUACAGAACGCUAUGGAGCAGUCUUCCCAUCUUCCCGGGAGCAGCCCAAACUGACUGGGUUUCAGCAUUUCCUAAAGAGCCUACAACCUGGGGUCACCGAGGCUCCUGUGGCCCCUGUGGAGGAGGAUGAGGCCAAGGCCCCGAGAUCCUCUUCCCCACUGAUGAACAUCGAAGGCUUCCUUGCAGCUCUCACUACUGCCAACCACGAUGGCAGGGUCAUCCUGAGCCGCCAAGGCAGCCUCAGUCAGAGUAGCCUCAAAUUCUUACUCCUGAAUCCAGCUGUGCACUUUGCCCAGGUGGUGAAGGAAUGCCGGGCAGUGGUCAUUGCAGGUGGCACCAUGCAGCCGGUGUCUGACUUUCGUGAGCAGCUGCUGGCAUGUGCUGGGGUGGAAGCUGAGCGAGUGGUGGAGUUUUCCUGUGGCCACGUGAUCCCUCCAGACAACAUCUUGCCCCUCAUCAUCUGCAGCGGACCCUCCAACCAGCAGUUGGAAUUCACAUACCAGAAAAGAGAGCUGCCUCAGAUGAUGGAGGAGACAGGCCGCAUUCUCUGUAACCUGUGUAAUGUGGUCCCUGGAGGGGUGAUCUGUUUUUUCCCCUCCUAUGAGUACCAACGCCAGGUCCACGCCCACUGGGACAAGAGUGGUCUGCUGGCCCGCCUGGCUGUUAGGAAAAAGAUAUUCCAGGAACCCAAAAGAGCAAGCCAGGUAGAGCAGGUGCUGAUGGCAUAUUCUAAGUGCAUCACGAGCUGUGGCCAUGUGGGAGGCACAGUGACAGGUGCCCUGCUUCUCUCUGUGGUCGGAGGAAAGAUGAGUGAAGGGAUCAACUUCUCUGAUGACCUGGGUCGGUGUGUGGUGAUGGUGGGCAUGCCCUACCCCAACAUCAGGUCUCCAGAGCUACAAGAGAAGAUGGCCUACUUGGAUCAGACCCUUGACCCCAGGUCAGGCCCCCCCAGGGAAGGCUUUGGUGGAGAAUCUGUGUAUGAAGGCUGUCAACCAAUCCAUAGGCAGGGCCAUCAGGCACCAGAGGGACUUUGCCAGCAUAGUGCUUCUGGAUCAGCGGUAUGCCCGCCCCUCAACCCUGGCGAAGUUGCCAGCCUGGAUCCGAGACCGGGUGGAGGUCAAAGCCACUUUUGGCCCUGCUUUUGCUGCUAUGCGGAAGUUUCAUCGGGAGAAGUCAGGCCCUUCCUGAUGGCUGCCUGCACCACUGCCUGGCACCAGGCUCUUUCUGUACCCCACCCACUUGGCCUCAGUUUUGCCUAUGGUGAAACCCAGGUGUAGAAUUGUGGAUUCAAACCAGCCAACUGGGGCUAUCAGGAUCCAGGCUUACCUAGAAAAGCCAGAAGCAGGUUUGUUCAUCUUGAAGAAAUAGUAGAUCAUCCUGUCCACACUUGGGCACAGCCCAGGGUCAGCUUCCUGCCCAGCCUUUGCAGGAGGCUGUGUGUGGCAGCCACCACCUUCUCAGAGGUGAGGCCCAUCCUGCCUCUGCCCUUUUACCUUCUCAGCUAGUCCCACUUCCAGCUCCCUUCCUCAGGAGCCUCACUUCCCAGCUGCAGCCCUGUUCCAUCACCUGUUCCUCAGCCUCUGCAAGGGUUUUAUCUCCCUGGCUUGCCUCCAGUUCUGCCUUCAAGUCAGCAGCACCUCCCUCCCUCUCAGCACUUGAGCAAACUCCAAGACACCUUGGAUCAUCAUGCCAAGGGCCAUUAGGCUCUCAGCGUGACUAUUUUUAGAGACACUGUGUCAUUGAGACAUUCCCCCAAUCCCCGUGGAAAAAUCUCCCUUUCUCUGCAACAGCUGCCCCUGCUCCCGACACCCCCAACCUGGAGAAAGGGGCCUCAGAAACGUUGGAUAUCCUGCCCCAUCACCUGGAGACCACAAGGGUAGGGGACAGGUUCAAAGGACAGAGCUAUGUCCUGCACGACUAUGGUACCUUAAUUAAAAGUGUACUGCUGGCUUGUGCUCCA